GAUCUAUCAAUCGGUUUGCAUGCCCUCGGUUUCCCUAUCCACGGUGUACAGAGCCCUGUAGGAAAGAUGCACAUUCACAACUUGUAUGGGAUAAAGACGGUUGAUCUGAUAUUGAAUGCCAGCCACGUGUUGGACAAUGAAUUUCUUUCGCCAUGACUAUCAAAGCCGUUUUCGACGCACUGAUCCUAUUGGUACAUAUCACACACCAACUUGGAUAGAUCAGGAACCGCAGUUAUAUCUAAAGGAAUCUCUUCUACGGAGACGGAGUAAGGGUUCCAAAGUUAGUACAAUAAAUGACUGGCUACAAAUUCAAAUCGGCGGCACGGAAGAUGUCAAAAAGAAAAAGCCAAAGUAUCAAAAUUGCAUCAAGUCCACAAAAUACACAUUGAUUACAUUUCUGCCGUUGAAUUUGUUGGAACAAUUUCGUCGCAUAGCAAAUUUUUAUUUUCUUGUUAUGACAAUCAUAUCGCUGUUGAUUGACAGUCCUGUAUCGCCAAUGACGUCAUUACUGCCUCUAGUAUUUGUGAUUGCCGUUACGGCUGCGAAACAGGCCUAUGAAGAUAUCUUACGCUACAGAACUGAUAAUGUGGUCAACCGAUCGCCAGUAACCGUGAUUCAAAAUGGAGUUGAGGCAAUAAUACAGUCACAGAAUGUGGCUCCCGGCGAUCUGGUUGUUGUGGAGCGAGACUGCGAUGUGCCCUGCGAUUUGUUGUUGCUGCGGACAACAGAUCCCCAUGGCAAGUGUUUCAUUACAACGGCCAACUUGGAUGGCGAGUCGAAUCUGAAGACUUUGAUGGUGCCCAGAGAUCUGCCGACAGUACCCAUUGAGGAGAUGCAUAAGCUGGGCGUUAUCGAGUGCGAAAGUGCCAUCACCGAUCUGUACAGCUUUAAUGGCAAGAUCGAGCUAGCCGGCGGCGAGGGUCGAGUCCUGCCCCUCUCCGCCGACAAUGUGCUGUUGCGCGGCUCCCGUGUUAAGAACACUGAGUGUGUGAUUGGCUGUGCCAUCUAUACGGGAAUGACGACCAAGCUGCAAUUGAACAGUCGACUCACCCGCAACAAGACAGCAUCGAGUGAAAUCUAUGUAAACCGAUUUCUAAUAUUUGUACUCGUAGCGUUAAUAGCCAUAGUUACUCUGCUCUAUUUCCUAAAACGUUACGAAGAGCUAUUUGUGAUACCAAAACUAACCUAUCUGGGACCUGCAGCGGAUGGCUAUAGCGUUAAACAGUUCCUGCAGGACUAUCUAUCGUUUCUGAUACUGUUCAACUAUUUGAUACCCAUAUCGCUGUAUGUGACGAUUGAGCUGCAGCGUAUCAUUAGCGGCUUCUAUAUGGAAUGGGACAUGGAGCUCUAUGAGAAGGAGACGGAUCAACAGUGCAUUGUGAACACAUCGAACUUGAAUGAGGAACUCGGUCAGAUAAACAUCCUUUUCUCGGACAAAACGGGCACCUUAACCAAGAACGAAAUGAAUUUCCAGCAGUGUUCGAUAGCUGGCAGCAAGUUCAUUUAUAAGCAAACCCGAUUGGAGGAUGUGGAGACCAAAGCACUAAUUGACAUUAACAAAUUUAACAUGAGCCAGAAGGUGUUCUUCCAGGCGUUGGCCGUAUGCCACACGGUGCAGGUGGCAACAACCAAUCCAGAUGCCCCCGUUGCCCCUAAGAAUGAAAAUAACAAGUCGGGACCACCGGGCAUGUACUCCAUCACCGACAUUACCGAAGAGAGUCACAAUACUAGUCUACACACCGAACUUAAUGUGAGCAACACGAUUGAGACAUCCCUGACGGCUCAUCCGAAUGGCGUUAAUGCCACCACUACAUCAUCUGAUGUGAAUCCUCUGCUGAUUGGCGAUGAUAGCUAUAAAGCGGAGCGGCGCAAGCGACCGCAGGUGGUAAAGCGUAGUCCCAAUUUCGCCAGAUCCAAUAAGGUGCACAUUGCAUCGACGGGAGAGGCAACGGGGUUCAGCAGCACGACUGAGCGGAAUGGACGUCCGCUGGGAUGUGAUACACCCAACCAAAGUGCACACAUAAUGCGUCCCAUUUCGCUGCAAUUUCAACGUUCUACCUCGGAACGUGAUCUGCAGCAGCACGGGGAGGCGAACAGUGAGGUUACCUUGGGCCAUAGACGCGCUCACUCCUAUGGUGCACCCAAUGCAUACCUCUCCAAUCCCGUUGAGAACAUGACCCCACCAGUGGGUGGCAUUUUCCGUGCCGCUAGCACCACAUCGCGCGAAUCCUAUGCAGCGCCCACAUUCACCCGCCAGCCCACGAUACUAAUACGAGCCGAGUCCCAGCGUCGAAAGAAUGAAAUCAAACAAACACUGAGUAUGCUGGACUAUCAGGCCUCUAGUCCAGAUGAGAAGGCGCUUGUGGAGGCGUGUGCCAAUUUGGGCUUAGUCUAUAUGGGCGAUGAUGAUGAAGUGCUGCGUGUGUGCAUUGUGCCGCCACAUGUGGACUACAAGCGUCCGAUUAAUAAUGCAAAGCAAAAAGAGGAUUGCUUCUACCGUCUGCAUGUUCUCGAGUUCACCUCCGAUCGCAAGCGCAUGAGUGUGAUCGUCCGGGAUGAGGCGAACAAGAAGUGGAUCUACACCAAGGGUGCCGAGAGCUAUGUAUUUCCGCUAUGUGCAAAUAGCUCUGCCGGGUUGGUCUCCAAGACCGAUGGGCAUAUUAGUGACUUUGCUCGCUUGGGCCUGCGCACCCUUGCGAUAGCUAGGCGAGAGAUCCCCGAGACGGAAUAUCAGGAGUUUGUCACUUCGCUGGCACUGGCAAACAGCUCCUUAGAAAAUCGAAAGCAAUUGAGCGAGGAAUGCUAUUCAAAGAUUGAAAGUGAUCUCGACUUGCUGGGCGCAACAGCUGUGGAGGAUGCACUCCAGGAUGAUGUGGCCGAUACGCUGGUCUCCUUGCAAGCAGCUGGCAUCAAAAUUUGGGUGCUCACCGGCGACAAGGUGGAAACAGCUUUAAACAUCGCCCUAUCCUGCGGCCAUAUACCGCCGGAUGCCAAGAAAUAUAUCAUACUAGAGUGCAAAAGUCGCGACGAUCUCCUUGUCCAUCUGAAUGUGCUCGAACGGGAGAUUGUCUUUGGCAUUGGACGGGAGUGCGCCCUGCUUAUCGAUGGCAAGAGUUUGGCCGUUGCUUUGGCCGACGCACCCAAAGAAUUCCGUGACAUAGCCGUCAAAUGCUCAGCGGUCCUCUGUUGUCGCCUCAGUCCGCUGCAAAAGAGCGAGGUGGUGGCACUGAUUAAGUCAUCCAAUGAGAACUACAACACCGCAUCCAUUGGCGAUGGUGCCAACGAUGUGUCCAUGAUCCAAGAAGCUCAUGUCGGCAUCGGCAUCAUGGGACGCGAGGGCCGCCAGGCGGCUCGUUGCGCCGACUUUGCCUUUGCCAAAUUUUGCAUGCUAAAGCGCCUGCUGUUGGUCCAUGGCCAUUAUCAUAGUGUGCGGAUAUCGUUGCUGGUGCUCUAUUUCUUCUACAAGAAUAUCGUGUUCAUGGGCAUUAUGUUUCUAUUUCAAUUCCACGCGCUCUUCUCCUCAUCGUCCGUCUACGACUCUCUAUUUUUGACUCUCUUCAAUGUAUUAUACACGUCGCUGCCGAUUCUAUUCAUUGCCCUAUCCGAGAAACCCUACACCGAGGAGGUGCUAAUGCAGAACCCGAAACUCUAUAAGAAAAAUACGGAUAAUAAACAAUUACAUUGGCCCCACAUCCUCCUGUGGACAUUAUUUGCGAUUUAUCAUUCGGUUAUCAUUUUCUAUUUUGCCUUCUGCAUCUUCUCCUUCAACAAUGUCAUAUUGAAUGGCGGCCAGACGGCGGCCUUCUCUUGCUUUGGCACCUUACUCAUCUGGACUGUGGUCAUCAUAGUUAACCUGAAGAUCUUGCUGGAGUCGAUGUACCUAUCCUAUUGGUAUCUUGCGAGCAUAGUAUUUUCGAUACUUGCAUUUAUGGCAACAACCGUCAUCUACAACGUGAUCAACUUAGACUACGAUACGGAUAUUUAUUGGGCAUACAACAAAUUGCUGGGUUCCCUGCCCGUCUGGCUGUACAUCUUCGUGGCGGUCGUGGCCAGUCUGUUGCCCGAUUAUACAGUGCGAAUGCUGAUAAGAGCUUUGAAAAUCAAGAGUUUCACCAUAUAUCCGGGCAAGCAACGAAAACUUCAAAUGCGCAAAAAAUUUGAGUCGACCUACUUAUAAUACUUAGUGUUAGGCCAUAUUUUUUAUACGUUUAAUUUAUUUAUUUUUGUCUUAUAUCUACAAGUGUA
This is a messenger RNA of Drosophila grimshawi, 4245 nucleotides long. RefSeq names its product phospholipid-transporting ATPase IF. Gene Ontology annotation, cellular component: trans-Golgi network; plasma membrane; endoplasmic reticulum. The transcript has 10 exons. The record is from RefSeq and is a predicted model, not a curated record. Gene Ontology annotation, molecular function: ATP hydrolysis activity; ATPase-coupled intramembrane lipid carrier activity; magnesium ion binding. The coding region runs from base 116 to 4177 and encodes 1353 amino acids. Gene Ontology annotation, biological process: phospholipid translocation. NCBI's taxonomy places the organism in Eukaryota, Metazoa, Arthropoda, Insecta, Diptera, Drosophilidae.